Amorphotheca resinae ATCC 22711 is the source of this 1144-nucleotide messenger RNA. RefSeq lists its product as hypothetical. Lineage: Eukaryota; Fungi; Ascomycota; Leotiomycetes; Helotiales; Amorphothecaceae. Gene Ontology annotation, molecular function: hydrolase activity. The transcript has 6 exons. Bases 54 to 872 code for a protein of 272 amino acids. The record is from RefSeq and is a predicted model, not a curated record.
AGGUACCGAGUGAUAGACUUGAAGAGCCGCAUUUUAUAUCCCAUCACAUCAAGAUGUUGAUCAAGGAGUCCUACACAGAUGUGCCGACCAAGGCAGAUGGCAAGGAGGGUUCAAUGAGAAUCUUCCUCUUCCACCCCACCAUCCCAAACUAUAGUCAGGCACGAUUCCCGGGCGUCGUGCUGUUCAGCGAGAUUUAUCAAGUAACCGGUCCCGUCGCCCGCUUCGCGCGCCAAAUCGCCGGGCACGGCUACAUCGUCGCCGCCCCCUCCAGCUAUCAUGAAUUCACGUCUCCCUCCCCUCUAAACUACGAUGCUGUCGGAACUGAUCUUGGGAAUGAUUGGAAAUACGCCAAAACCCUCGCAGCAUACGACGAAGACGCCUCCCUAACAAUUUCCCACCUUCUCUCUUUACCCACCUGCACCGGUCGCAUCGGAAGCACCGGUAUGUGUCUGGGCGGGCACCUCGCAUACCGCAGCGCCCUCGACCCUCGCGUCUCGGCCACCGUCUGCUAUUUCGCCACAGACCUACACAACCAUUCUCUGGGCGCCGGGAAACACGAUGAUAGUUUAGCCCGAGCAAAGGAGAUCCGGGGGGAGUUGGCGAUGAUUCAUGGUGUGAGGGAUACGCAUGUACCGCCCGAGGGGAGGGAUGUGAUUAGGAAGAGUUUGAGGGAUGCGGGAGUGGUGUUUAGUUGGUUCGAGGUUGCUUGGGCACAGCACGCAUUCAUCCGCGACGAAUCCUCAAAGGGAAGGUACGACCCGGCGAUCUCAAAGAUCUGUUUCGAGAUCUUGUUGGAGCUGUUCAAUCGUGUUUUGAAGACGGACUUGGGACCCAGGGAUGUGGGGGAGGCGGAGGUUGAGGGGGGGUGUUAGGUAGGUAGAUGGAUGAAUUGAUUGAUUGAUGGAUUGAUGAUUUGAGAGAGGUAUGGUCCUGUAUGCGAUUAGCACCAUAAUCGAGAGCCAUCUCUCUCCCCCUUCCUCCAUUUCGCACAUUCGACUCAACUCACCAAUCCCCCCAAUCCAGCAUCAGCGUCCGUAUCAGCAUCAGAAUCAGCAUCAUAAUACACACGUGAUCUCACAGCAUGAUGCCAUAUCAUUAAUUCUCUAUCCUCUCCACUACACUACCUACCCACUAUUCUCCCAGC